AUGUCCUCGUCUGGCAAGCGAUCCUUCCACUCGUCCGCGUCUUCAUCUGCAUCUGCCAAGGAUCCGUACAAUGUCCUGGGAGUCAAGAAGGACUCGAGCGCAUCUGAUAUCAAAAAAGCUUACUACCAAUUGGCUAAGAAAUGGCAUCCCGAUUCGAGCAAAGAACCUGGUGCGAAUGAAAAGUUCGUAGAAAUUCAACAGGCAUACGACAUUCUCUCCGACGAGACCAAGCGACAAGCCUACGAUCGAUAUGGUGAAGCCUCUACUCAAGAAGGAUUCGACCCGAACGCCUUUGCAGGAGGAGCAGGUGGAUUUGGAGGUUUCCAAGAUUUUGGAUCUGCUUUCGGUGGACGUCCCGGAUCUGCUGGAGACUUGUUUGAAUCUCUAUUCGGAGGCGCUUUCGGUGGAGGAGGUCCCGGUGGACCUUUCAGCGCUGGAGGUCGAGGUCGCCCUAUGCGUGGCGAUCCGAUCGAAGUGGCCGUUCAGAUCAGUUUCUUGGAAGCUUGCAAUGGAGCGUCGAGAAAGCUGAACAUUACCCCGGUGGUCGAUUGCCAUACAUGUUCUGGAAGUGGAUUGAAAACUGGUCAAAAGCGAACUCAAUGUACGACCUGUCGUGGAACUGGCAGUCAGACCUUCCAGGUCCAAGGCAUGUUCAUGUCAACUACAUGUCAGACGUGUGGAGGUGAAGGAUCGAGCAUACCGCGGAACGCCAGAUGUGGAGAUUGUGAAGGUGUGGGUCGAGUCAAGGAGAAGAAGGAAGUCGUGGUGGACAUUCCAGCCGGUAUCGAAGAUGGAAUGAAGAUCCAGAUACCAGGUAUGGGGGAUAUGCCACUGUCCGCAUCGGCGGGGGGAUCAAGGGGAGAUUUGAACGUCCGCGUCAAUGUCAAGGCUUCUCCGAUCUUCCGACGACAGGGCACAAACCUAUACCACGAUGCCAAGGUACCUCUGCAUGUGGCCAUGCUCGGUGGACGGGUGCGUAUACCUACAUUGGAAGGCGAUGUCGAAGUCAAAGUCAGGGAAGGGACCCAGAACGGAGAAGAAGCAGUGAUGAAGGGAAGAGGAGUCAAGAGCUUAGUUGGAGGCAGAUUGGACAGGGAGCGAAGGGGAGAUUUGAUCAUCUCGUGGCGGGUGCAAAUACCUAGGUCCCUUACGACAUUCCAACGCAAGAUACUGCAAGCGUACGCGGACGAUGUUUCGGGUCUGACUCCGAAUAUCUCAUUCGAUGUGCCUCCGCCCUCGACACCGGAGCAGCCUUUGCGAGGCACAACGACAAAUGGUAUGCCUUCAUCUCAACAGCAUUCUUCCACUUCAUCUUACCGUCCGUCUUCUUCUUCCUCUUCCUCCUCCUCCUCCCCUUCGUCCAGCUCUAAGCCUAGCUCUACCUCUGAGGCCGAUCUGCAAUGGCCUGAUCAUACGUCUGAUAAGCACGAUGACAGCCUAGCGGGCAAGGCGGCCUCCGCUAUUGGGGGAGCCUUGGGCUGGGUGGAUCGACUUCUGGGCGGAGGUAGUGGGAGGAAAAAGUAG
Messenger RNA from Kockovaella imperatae, 1524 nucleotides. RefSeq lists its product as hypothetical. Lineage: Eukaryota; Fungi; Basidiomycota; Tremellomycetes; Tremellales; Cuniculitremaceae. The coding region runs from base 1 to 1524 and encodes 507 amino acids. The transcript is spliced from 5 exons. The record is from RefSeq and is a predicted model, not a curated record. Gene Ontology annotation, molecular function: heat shock protein binding; ATP binding. Gene Ontology annotation, biological process: protein refolding; response to heat. Gene Ontology annotation, cellular component: cytoplasm.